Jatropha curcas is the source of this 1095-nucleotide messenger RNA. Lineage: Eukaryota; Viridiplantae; Streptophyta; Magnoliopsida; Malpighiales; Euphorbiaceae. The record is from RefSeq and is a predicted model, not a curated record.
GCGCACCCACGGGAUUUUUUUUGAAGAUUCCUCGUACCCGGUGGCUUAUUGUCCUCAUCUACAGUACCCACGGGAUUUUAUGCCUCUGUUUUCUGUUGUGAAAAAAUGGCAUCACUGUCCAAAAAAAACGUUCAAGAAAUGUCGACGGUCAAUGAACAGCCACCAUCAGAAUACAUAGUAAAAGGAUGCACUUUUGCACCUUCUGAUCAUUUCUCUUCCUCAUCGGCGACUCCUUUUCCGAUAAUCGACAUCAGUCUCUUCUCCUCUUUUUUAUCGGAGUCUGUUAACAGUAGUAACAACGAAGUGGAAAAUGCACUACAAACACUAAGAUCAGCUCUUAGCUCAACCGGUUGCUUCCAGGCAACAGGACAUGGGAUAUCAAGUUCAUUUCUUGAUAAGGUGCGUGAGACAGCAUGCCAAUUUUUUGAACUUCCAAAGGAAGAGAAGUCGAAAUAUGGUCGGUCUGAGAAUGAAAUUGAAGGGUAUGGAAGUGAUAUGAUUGUUUCAACAAAUCAAGUUCUCGACUGGUCUCAUCGCCUAAUUCUAAGGGUGUUUCCUGAAGAUGAAAGAAGGAACAAUCUUUGGCCAGAAAACCCGCCUAAUUUCAGAGAGACCUUGAUCGAAUAUUCCUUGAAGGUGAAAUCUGUAAUGGAUCUUCUGUACAAAGCAAUGGCAAGGUCACUGAACUUGAAAGAGAAUAGUUUCUCUGGGCAAUUUGGGGAACGAGCACUAAUGCAUGCAAGGUUUAACUUCUAUCCAAGGUGUUCGAGACCACGAGCACUAAUGCAUAUCGAUAGAUCGGGCAUUACAAUUCUUUUGCAAGAUAAACAAGUCGAAGGCCUUCAAAUUUUAGUAGAUGAGAAAUGGGUAAGAGUUCCUGUAAUCCCUGAUGCUCUUGUCGUCAAUCUUGGAGACCAAAUGCAGAUAAUGAGUAAUGGAAUAUUCAGAAGUCCAAUGCACAGGGUAGUAACAAACUCCGAGAGCUUGAGGUUAUCUGUGGCCUUAUUUCAUGAACCAGAGCCAGAAAAAGAGAUUGGACCUGUAGAUAGCUUGAUGGAUGAUGGCAAAAGGGUAUGGUGGCAAUUGAGACUGUGA